AUGAGAAUUACCAUUCUUUUUAUUUUGUCAUUAUUUGGCAUGUCACUAAUCCAAUUCGCCCUCCCACAACAAUACGCAAUCACAACAGUGGCAGGUGGUGGCUCUGACAUUAUUGGAGACAAUAUCCCAGCAACCCAAGUUUUUCUCAACAAACCAUACGGUCUUGAAAUUCAUGGAGAAUUGUUGUACAUUGCCGACACUUAUAAUGAUAGAAUUCGUGUGAUGAAUUUAACAAGUCACAAGAUUAGAACAAUUGCAGGAAGUGGUGUGAGAGGAUUUAAUGGAGAUUUUUCGAUGGAUGCGAUGCAAGUCAUGUUUCGUCAACCUGAAGAUGUGAAAAUUGAUCCAACGGAUGGGAAUUUAAUAAUUUCUGAUACUUUCAAUAAUAGAAUUAGGAAAAUGUGGAAAGAGAGUGGUAAUGUUUCGACCAUUGCUGGAACGGGAGCAACAAAUACAGCACCAGGUUUAAAUUUUAAUUCUGACAAUAUUUUGGCAGUUGACAGUUUGUUAGCUUGGCCACUUGGAAUUCUUCCUCUUUCCAAUGGAGAGCUCAUCAUUAGUGAUAUGUGGAAUCAUAGAAUUAGAAAAAUUCUAACCAAUGGCACCAUCACUACUAUAUAUGGUAAUGGACUUGAAGGUUCUGCUGCAGAUGGAUCAAUCGCAUUGAAUUCAAGAGUUUGUGGCCCUGGUAGUGUUAUUCGUCUCGUUGAUGGUAGUUUAGGAAUUGCUGAAAUUUACACAAACAAGAUUCGGUCAAUUAGUUUAGAAAAUGGAACUUUGACAACUUUAGGUGGAAUUGGUCCAGUUGGAAUGGUAAUUAAGAAUGGAGGAUUGAGUGGAGAUGGAGGGCUAGCUAUCAAUGCAAAGUUGAAUAAUCCUCACUUUAUGGCAACUUCACCAAGUGGCGAUUUGUUUAUUUCAGAUUCGUAUAAUGGAAGAAUUAGAAAAAUUCAAGCGAAUGGAACAAUUUCAACAAUUGCUGGAAUGGGCGCCAUUAAUGUCAAUUGGGGAACUUUAAAUUUUAAUGGAGAUUUCAAGAUUGCAACCCAGGCGUUAUUGAGCUUUCCAACUGGAAUAGUUUACGAUAAGAAAAAUGAUGAAAUUUACUUUGCAGAUUCGAGUAAUAAUCGAAUUCGAAAGCUCUCACUUUCAAUUUUCUGUAAUGGUACACUAUACACGAAUUCAUCAGUUUGUAGUGGAAAUGGAAAGUGUAUUGCAACCGAAACUUGUCAAUGUAACUCUGGUUGGAAAGGUCAACUAUGCGAAACACCUGAUUGUGGGCUAGUUCACAAUUGCAGUUCAUAUGGUAACUGUAUAGGUCCCAAUCAAUGUCAAUGCGAAACUGGAUACCUUGGAAUUGACUGCAGCAUUCCAACAUGUGAAAAUAUCUCAUCACUCAAUUCAAGUUUCGUCUGCAGUGGAAAUGGCAAAUGUCAAACUUUAAAUUCUUGUAAUUGCAGUGAAGGAUAUUUUGGAAUAGUUUGCCAAUUGACAACUUGUAAUGGUUUUCUAUCAAAUUCAAGUCAAGUUUGUUUGGGAAGAGGUAAAUGUGUUGGACCAGAAAAAUGUUCAUGUUUCGGUUCGUGGGUUGGAUCCAAUUGUGAAAUAUUCGAUUCUUCUCCCAAGUUGAAAGAAUACGAUGAAACUGGUUUAAUUGUCAGUAUGACCAUAUCUGGUGUCAUUUUACUCAUUGCCUUCAUUCUAGAUAUUGCCAGUUGUGUUAACAUUCCCAAGCUGAGAAUGAAAUUUAAAAAACAAGAAUUGAAUUAAAAAAACUUUACAUGU
Molecule: messenger RNA, 1785 nt
Organism: Naegleria gruberi
Lineage: Eukaryota; Heterolobosea; Eutetramitea; Acrasida; Naegleriidae
Exons: 1
Coding region: 1-1770 (589 amino acids)
Molecular function (GO): protein binding
Source: RefSeq, a predicted model, not a curated record